GAUAGUUGACAUUGCGGACGGUGAUAAAGCAGAGAACGUCAGAGGAUCAAAUUCAGUGAUUCUCAAAUUGAUGACCAUGGCCUCUACCUAUGCACAGCUGUGUCUGAGAUGCAGAAGUCAUAUUUGCUCUAAGACACUGACCAGUGCGGGACAGUACUACACUCAAGUUCGGCAUUGUAAUACAGUGACAAGGGUACCGACCAAAAUCAGCAAUGGAUUAUCCAUCUGGGGGAAUCGCACGACAACUCAGACAAGACUGAGGUGGAAACAGCACAUGUGCUAUUACAAUGACUUCACAGCCAAAUAUCUCACAACUGAGGCUACCAAAGGCAAGCCUGCAGAAGAUUUGGCAAGAACGGAUGGUGCUGCAUACCAAACCCCCCUGGUGCCAAACAGUGAUGCUGUGCCAGUGACUGAAAAUCAUUUGGUUUCAUUAGAUCUGGAUGCCGCUGCUGAAUUUUCAGCAUUAGAGGAAAUCACUGAUGAAGAGGCUGUCAGUAUAUCUCCUCCUUCUUUCAUGCCUCCAGCUUCCACCUCUCUUAGAGACUACGUUGACAAGUCUGAGACGCUUAGCAAGCUGGUACAACUAGGAGUGAAUCUGUGGAAGCUGGAACAGAGGCCCAACGUAGGCUCAAUGCUGCUGAGACUCGAUUUUAACAAAGAUGUGGCUCCACGACUGCUGUUUCUCAAAGAAAUUGGGGUGGAGGACUCUCACUUUGGCUAUAUGAUCACACACAAUCCCUUCUUUCUUACAGAGACUUUGGAGAACCUACAGACCAGGGUGAAGUAUCUUAAAUCAAAGAAGUUCAGCUCUGUCACUGUUGCAUCCAUGGUGUCCAAAGCUCCUUAUCUGCUCAACUUCAGUGUGAAGAGGCUGGACAACAGACUGGGUUUUUACCAGCAGCAACUCAAACUCAGUGCUUUCCAUACACGGAACAUUGUUGCUCGUCUUCCCAGAUUACUGUGUGGCAGCUUGGAGCCUGUGAAAGAAAAUUUGAAGGUAUGUGAAAUAGAGCUCGGCUUUAAGGCAAAUGAGAUCCAGCACAUAGUUAUUGUCGUCCCUAAAGUGCUGACUGCCAAUAAAAGGAAGCUAACCCAGAUAUUUGACUUCCUGCACAACACCAUGAAGGUUCCCCAUCACCUGAUCGUCAAGUUUCCACAGGUCCUCAAUACCAAAUACUUGCGACUGAGAGAGCGUCACCAGUUCCUUGACUACCUCGGAAAAGCUCAGUAUGACCCAUCCCAGCCGAACUACAUCGCCCUGGACCGCUUAGCGUCUUUACCAGAUGAGACUUUCUGCACUGAGUUGGCUUUGGCUACAUUAGAAGAUUUUUAUUUGUUCCAAAAGACACUUUAAUUCCUUAUGAGGGAAUUUGAAAAAGGACUUUAAAACACAAGUGAUCAAGGAUACCCGAUAAAUAUCAUAACAUCAGCACACGCACAUGCAUACAUGAAAGUCUAAAUAUACAAAGCUUGAAAUACAAUGUUUUGUAAAUAUGAUGUUUAAUAAAUGUACAUGAUGUAUAUCACCUGUUCUGCUUGGAUUACUGCACUUCUUUACCAGCACUGUGGAACUGAAGAGACUAUAAAUUUGAUUAAAGUUAUGUUCAUUCUAA
Messenger RNA from Stegastes partitus (bicolor damselfish), 1616 nucleotides. RefSeq names its product mitochondrial transcription termination factor 3 (gene mterf3). The coding region runs from base 71 to 1357 and encodes 428 amino acids. Gene Ontology annotation, molecular function: double-stranded DNA binding. The transcript has 8 exons. Gene Ontology annotation, cellular component: mitochondrion. NCBI's taxonomy places the organism in Eukaryota, Metazoa, Chordata, Actinopteri, Pomacentridae. Gene Ontology annotation, biological process: mitochondrial ribosome assembly; regulation of DNA-templated transcription; mitochondrial transcription. The record is from RefSeq and is a predicted model, not a curated record.